Messenger RNA from Phymastichus coffea, 2072 nucleotides. It is a transcript of the gene vermilion, whose product is annotated as tryptophan 2,3-dioxygenase. Gene Ontology annotation, molecular function: L-tryptophan 2,3-dioxygenase activity; heme binding; metal ion binding. Lineage: Eukaryota; Metazoa; Arthropoda; Insecta; Hymenoptera; Eulophidae. Bases 189 to 1565 code for a protein of 458 amino acids. The record is from RefSeq and is a predicted model, not a curated record. The transcript has 7 exons.
UCCCCGCUCCGUCGUCGCGCGAUGGGUUUCGUCGGCACGCGCGCGUGGUGCGGCAAACCGAAGUGAACGCUCGCGCGAGAGGCUUGACUCGCGUCCGAAGCGGCGAUCUGCAUUUUCCGCGGGAGGAAAAACUGGAUCGGGAAGGGACCGAGCGAGCGACGGAACGAAGCAGAAAUCCGCACAAAAGCAUGGCUUGUCCCCUGGGAAACGGAUCGACCGACUCAAGUGAAACUGGCGCGUGUCUGAAGGAGAGACCAGGAUUGCUGUACAGCGAGUACCUUCGCCUCGACAAAAUUCUGUCGGCUCAGAGGCUGCUGAGCAGCGAGUACGACAAGACCGUGCACGACGAACACCUGUUCAUCAUCACGCACCAAGCUUACGAAUUGUGGUUCAAGCAGAUCAUAUACGAGCUGGACACGGUGCGCGCGUUGUUCAGCAAUGACGAGCAGCCGCACGGUAACCACGCGCAUCACGACUUCCACGAUCAUCGCUCGCACGACACCGAGGCGAUCGACGAGUCCAAGACCCUCGAGAUCCUCAAGCGCCUCAAUCGCAUCGUGCUGAUACUGAAGCUUCUCGUCGACCAAGUAUCGAUCCUUGAGACGAUGACUCCUUUGGAUUUUAUGGCAUUCCGCGAUUACCUGUGCCCAGCCUCGGGUUUCCAAUCGCUUCAGUUUCGUCUGCUGGAGAACAAACUGGGCGUGAAGCAAGAGCACCGAGUGAAGUACAGCCAGAGCUACACGCGUGUAUUCGGUCGCGAUCCCGAUGCCGUCGAGGAGAUCAGACGCAGCGAGGAGGAGCCGAGUUUGAGCCACUUGGUGCAAAAGUGGCUUGCGCGCACUCCUGGAUUGGAGGCGGACGAUUUUGACUUCUGGAGCAAGUAUCACAGAGCCGUGGACAAGAUGCUGGGUCAACAGCAGGAGGAAGCAGAGGCUCAGACAAAGGAGGAAUUUCGCAAACACCUGCUGAGCAACGUAGCGGCCCGUCAAGCGGUGUUCGACUCGAUAUUUAACGAAAAUCUGCAUAACGCGCUGGUCUCGCGAGGCGAACGCCGUUUUUCGCACAGCGCGCUUCAAGGCGCAAUCAUGAUAACGCUCUACAGGGACGAACCGCGGUUUAGUCAACCUCAUCAGAUACUCACUGCUCUCAUGGACAUUGAUUCUCUCAUUACAAAGUGGAGAUAUAAUCAUGUACUGAUGGUUCAACGGAUGAUCGGCUCACAACAGCUUGGCACCGGUGGCUCUUCGGGUUACCAAUACUUGAAAACUACUCUAAGCGAUCGUUACAAAGUCUUUGUCGACCUGUUCAACCUUUCCACGUACUUGGUUCCCCGCCAACUGAUCCCGCCGCUAACCAAACGCAUGAAGAUUAAGUUGUCGAUAGCUUGGGGUUGCUGGGGUCUUAGUGAGGAAGUCGUUAAUUUGGAAAACUCGUUAUCCGAGUCACUGAACUCUUCGUCGGAAAAAAAGAAAAAAGAAAAGUAUAAAAAAAGAAACGGAAGCGCCGACAAUGGGGAAUCGAACAAUGCCGACUGGAGUGAUGGAUCUUAUGACUUGAUGGAAUAGAAUGCAAGAUCUAUUGUAGACUAAUCAACUACCAAUCAACAUUUUGUGGGCAAAUUUUAUUAACAAGAUUUGGUUGCAACAUUACAAAGUUUAUACUUUAACAAAAAAACGUUAUAAAGUUUAUAUAAAAUGUACAAAAUUUUUUAGAAUUGGCUGAAUUCGUUUUACAUCUAAUUAAAUCGAAUCAUUGUUUACAAAUAAUAUAUACAAUUAAGUGUAAAACUUCAAGUUAAGUAAAUACUCCAACUAAGCAAUUGUUUCCGCUAACAUACAAGAGUAAGUAACAAGUUCAAUUCGUUUUGCGUAAUAAGGAUUUCAAAUAGCCCUGUAAACGGCGUAUAAAUGUCAAAUAUCACAAUUUCGCUGCUGUUUAUAAAUUUCAUUGUUUUUAAAAAUAGUUUUCAAUCUAAACUAAUACACGACGUCGAGCGAAGAAACUUGAUUCGCUAUUCCUGCAAAUGACAAAAUGUCCAUUAAAAGAUGAUGAAAUCUCAAAAGAUUUUUCAA